Messenger RNA from Spodoptera exigua (beet armyworm), 3378 nucleotides. The record is from the annotation of a GenBank genome assembly. Lineage: Eukaryota; Metazoa; Arthropoda; Insecta; Lepidoptera; Noctuidae.
AAAAUGUAAGCAAUAUAAAACAAAAUAUUAAAAAUGUAAUUCAACUGCAGUCUAUUGUCAAAACGCAUUAACAAAACGUAGAUCGAAAAUGAAGUCGAAAAUGUCCUUUGAAAUGUGUAAUUUGUCAAUAUUCAAAAUAUGAAGUAAUUUAUAGUUAUUUACACGUUGAUUGUUUCAUAUUUACUAGUUAAAUCACCUUAUACACAUAGAUAUCUGUUUUGUUAUUACAUGAGUAUAUUUUUUCAUUGGACCGGUGGAGGUUAUGAAAUGAGAACGUCUUUUUAAUUUGUUAUUUUUUCCGAAAGCCUAUUGAAGGGUUAUGAAAUACUAAAUAAACUGAAAGUAUUACGUAAACAUGUCGAGAAUACUACACAAUCGUAUGAGGUCAGCAUUUAAAAAAUCAACACAAUGGACUAUAGUAGACAAACGAGCGGUUGCAUUUUCAAUAUGGACGGGCCGCAGUGUACUUCUACACAAGCCUAUAGAUACCAGCCAUGUGCAACGGAGGAAAUACGGCAUGCUAGUGGCACGAGCUGUCAGAGGCAUGCUGAAGAUACGGUACUUAGUUCUCGGAGGCGCUUUGGGGGGUGGUAUGACUUUAAAUAAGAAAUAUGCAGAAUGGAAGGAUGGUCUACCCGACAUGGGCUGGUUGAACGACCUGCUUCCAGACAAUGAGCAAUGGGAUCAAUUCACCACCACACUUAUAAAUGCGAAAUCUAAAAUCGGAGACAACCUGCAGAUUGGUGUCCCACUGACGCUGUCGGUGCACAUAGAUCCUCGGCUGCGGGAGGCGGGGCUUGCGCGGGCGCACGAGCUCCGUGAUUGGCUGCAGCAACGCUACGAAGACGCCGUCGCCGCCGCCGCAGCCAAUAACGCCGCUGGUCUCGAGGAACCGCAGAAGAUUGUCAACAAUCUACAGAGUCGACCCGUACCGUCCUCACCCAGGUCCGGGGGCGAAGACACUACUGCCUACGGUAAGCAUUACACAGCAAAUUAUCUCAUGUUCCAGCGUUCCCUAAUCGACAUGUACUCGGCGGUCCUGGACGAGCUGUCGGGUUGGGAGGCUGGGGAGACGGACCGCCUGCCCCGCGUCGUCGUGGUCGGAGACCAGUCUGCUGGGAAGACCUCCGUGCUCGAGAUGAUCGCACAGGCGAGGAUAUUCCCGAGGGGAGCUGGGGAGAUGUGUACUAGAGCCCCAGUGAAGGUAACUCUAUCAGAAGGUCCGUACCACGUCGCGCAGUUCCGCGACUCGGCGCGGGAGUUCGAUCUCAACAAGGAGUCUGAUUUAGCUGAUUUAAGAAAGGAGGUGGAGUUACGAAUGCGUAACAGUGUCCGCGGGGGCCGCACGGUGUCCACCGACGUCAUCUCGAUGUCCGUCAAGGGCCCCGGCCUGCAUCGGAUGGUACUCGUCGACCUGCCCGGGGUUAUAUCUACUCAAACAGUAGACAUGGCGUCGGACACGCGGGACGCUAUCAAACAGAUGACCAAGCAAUACAUGGACAAUCCCAACGCCAUCAUAUUGUGCAUACAGGACGGCUCAGUGGAUGCGGAGCGUAGUAACGUGACGGACCUAGUAUCAUCCUGUGAUCCCUCCGGGAAGAGGACCAUCUUCGUCCUCACUAAGGUCGACCUCGCUGAGGAGAACCUCGCCAAUCCUAACAGAAUCCGUCGCAUCCUCGAAGGCAAGUUGUUCCCGAUGAAGGCGCUCGGCUACUACGCCGUAGUGACGGGGCGCUCCCGCAAGGACGACUCCAUACAGAGCAUACGGGAGUACGAGGAGAGGUUCUUCCGGUCUUCCAAGCUGUUCAAGGACGGUCUGGUGACUCCGUCGCAGGUGACGACGCGCAACCUGUCGCUGGCCGUGGCGGACUGCUUCUGGCGCAUGGUCCGCGCCUCCGUCGAACAACAGGCCGACGCAUUCAAGGCCAUGAGGUUCAACCUCGAGACCGAGUGGAAGAAUACAUUCCCCAGACAGCGCGAGCUGGACCGCGACGAGCUGUUCGAGCGUGCCCGCGCGGAGCUGCUGGACCAGUCGGCGGAGCUGUCGGCCGUGCCGCCCCCCGCCUGGGAGCUGCGCCUCACGCGCGCGCUGUGGGCCGCCGCCGCAGACCGCGUCUUCUCCACCAUCUACCUGCCCGCCGCCGCCAACGCCAUGGGGGACGUCGACAAAUUCAACACAGCAGUGGACAUCAAAUUACGCGAGUGGGCGGAGUCUGAACUGCCCAACGCCUCAAUUAGGGCGGGGCGAGAGGCACUCAGGGAGGAGUUUACAGAGCUUAUGAAUAGAGCACAGGAUUCGGAUCCCGUGUAUGAACCUGUGAAGAAGGAAGCCGUUGAGGAGGCACUCAGGAGGCAUCAAUGGGAGGAUAGAGCACAGGAUGUACUAAGAGUCCUGCAACUGAACGCGUUACAAGACCGCUGUGUGUCGUCCCGCGGGGACUGGGACGCCGCCGUUUCACUAAUGGACUCCGCCGUCAAGGAGAAACUGGAUAUCACGCACCAAGACCUCAAAGAACUCACUGGUCCAGGUCUAAAAGACCGCUGGCUAUACUGGCAGUCUACCUCAGAGGAACAGAGUCGUCGCAACGAAGUACGAAACGAGUUGGAGAGGUUGGGAGUGGCGAGGCCAGUGCUGGCCUACGACGAGGUCGUGGCCGUCAGAGACAACCUCAGGAGGAAGGGCAUUGAGGUGGACAACGAUUACAUACGGGAGACUUGGAAACCUGUUUACUUGAAAAACUUCCUGCACCGCGCACAAACGAGAGCCCGGGACUGUCGCAAGAGUUUCUACCUGUAUAGUCAACAGAAUGGAAAUGGGAAGGAAUGUUGCGAGGUGGUGAUGUUCUGGCGGGUGCAGCAGACCCUGCGCACGACGGCCAACGCGCUGCGCCAGCAGAUCGGGAACCGGGAGGCCGCCCGGCUCGACAGGGAGCUCAGGGAGGUCCUUGAUGAGAUGGCAGCAGAUCCUGAACUGAAAAAGAAACUUCUGUCCGGCAGAAGAGUAGAACUAGCAGAAGAAUUAAAGCGAGUGAGACAAGUGCAGGAGAAGCUAGAAGAGUUUAUCGAGGCUCUAAACAAAGAGAAAUAGUCGAUAGAUGUAUAUUGUAGCUACGUACGUAUGUUUGUUUGUACACCUGCGCGUGCGUCGCCAAUGUACUUACUGCGCCUACAGGACCAACCACACAAGAUAACCUUUAAUUACUACUGUUUAAUGUUUUUGCUCGCUAGAUGGCGCUCGUGUAGUGUUUGGUCUUGUUGACAGUAUCCAGGACAUGACAUGAGACAGGCCCAUGACUAGCGGGGUUGUUUGACGAUCACAAUAAAGUCUAGAACAGAAGGAACGGGGGGUUUUUAGUCAGUAAGAGUCAGAUACUCCCU